Messenger RNA from Linum tenue, 1326 nucleotides. The record is from the annotation of a GenBank genome assembly. NCBI's taxonomy places the organism in Eukaryota, Viridiplantae, Streptophyta, Magnoliopsida, Malpighiales, Linaceae.
GCGCAAUUUAGCACAGAUCCCAACCUUCGGGAAGAUCAGAAGAAGAAGUCCGCCAUUUCCCAAUUCAGAGCUCUGAACUUCACGGCGCUCGCUUGCUCCGACGACGGCGAUACUCUCCAUUUUUCACAGGAAGGAGAUAUUCUGCGAUUUCCAGUCCGCCGGAAUGUAAUUUAUGCAGGCGAGUUCGCUGCGGCUGUAUUUGACGUGCAUUAGGAACACCCUAGAGGCGGCCAUGUGCCUACAGAAUUUCCCUUGUCAAGAAGUCGAGAGGCAUAACAAGCCAGAGGUUGAACUAAAGACAAGCGCUGAACUUCUGCUGAAUCCUGUAAGGUUCUUGUUCUCACAAUGUACGAUGAUGGGGCAUGAUACAUUACACGCCCAUCUAAACUGACUCUAUGCGAUGAAUUUGUAAUUUACUAUUGCAGGUUUUGAUAUGUCGAAAUGAGGCUGAAAGAUGCUUAAUAGAAACAUCGAUCAAUUCAUUGCGACUAAGCCUUAAGGUAAAGCAGGCUGAUGAACUUGAAAACAUACUGACGAAGAAGUUCCUUCGAUUUUUGUCAAUUAGGGCAGAAGCAUUUCAAGUGCUGAGGCGAAAGCCAAUACAGGGUUAUGAUAUAAGCUUUCUUGUCACAAACUACAAUUGUGAGGAAAUGCAGAAGCAAAAGCUCAUAGAUUUCAUUGUGCAAUUCAUGGAGGAUAUUGACAAGGAGAUCAGUGACCUGAAAAUGUCGGUGAACACCAGAGGGAGGCUUGUAGCUACAGAGUUCCUGAAGCAGUUCCUUUGAUCAUUACCGAAUUUCUUCUCCUGGAUUGCACCGCCGCCAUUCAACUUGAUCCUCACAAGCAUGUGGCCUCGUUCAAGCUCAGAUUCAAUCCGGUAAAAUCAGUAAAUCCAGAACCGCGAUAUAAAUUUUUCCCAUGCUCUAUAUCUCGAGAAUCAUGUAACCUAGGAUCAGAAGCAUGUAAUUAAUUGAAGGAGAGUAUACGAUUUUAUUUUAUUACUGUGUUUGGAUCUCUCUGAUCAACCAAAUCAUGUUAGUUUGAGAAGUGCUGGGACAUUGAAUCCGGUCUCUUUGUUCAACCUUCCUUUUUUGUUGGAUGUCCUGAUGAAUCAACAUCAUUUGGAACUGAUAUCACGAGUUGAAAAGGAUACUUACGUAUUCAGUUGUGUCCAUCGCCGCAGAUUAGCCUCUUCUUUCCUGCUUUGCACUGUGGAAUCACAGGAAAUAUGUGUGUUGUUUUUGCCCCAGAUUGAAUGUAUAACUGAUGCAGAUUUUCAGUAGAGCUUAGGUUCUUUGGUUAUGUAAAUGAAUAACGAUAAGCCUG